GAAGACGAGGCGUUUCCAGUCGCUGUCUGGUCUUCUGUUGCCGUUCCCCUUGUUUGGAGUACGGACGAAAAACGCAAAACGUACAGUUUCCCAGCUCAAUGAAUCAUGGAAACAGAGAAAAUUCCUGAAACGAAGAUCAAAAGAUAACGAACGCGAGGAAUAUGACGACAAAUUGACAUUUUAAUAGUCGGGAGUCACGCAACGGAUGUUACCCUGUACCACAAACUGUGUUUCCGUCGAGGAGACUUGCGGUCUCGGGAUGUCCCAUAUAACUGCGCUAAACUCUGAUUAGGCAAAUGUAUGGGGCGCCUGCUUUGGAACAAAGGGGGAAACAAAGUUUGAUGUGAUUUGUUAAUUUGGUUUGUUACAACAGACACAGACUCUCAGUAGACAGAUUAAGCAGCCAUCAGCUGGUUACAUUUGAUGCUUCCUGCUGGAGGGGGAAAAAAAGCAAUGCGAAGGUUAAUGCAAGAUAUUUAAGAUAGUUUUUUUUUUCUAUUUCAUUGCCAUUCUAAAAGGAACAACUUGCUUUUGAUGCUGUUUUGAAAAAAAUGUGUGAUGCUGGACUCUCCAAAGCACAAAUAUUCUUGCAUGACUGCAGUCUGAAGCCUAGACAGCUGUACAAGUAACCGAAUAAAUCAGAAUAUAUUGUCUUUGAAGAGGAGGAGAAAAGAAAAGAAAAAACAUGGCAGUCGAAGCCCGAAUAACAAUUCUUCACGUUGGACUGAUUGCCAUGGUGGUUCUUCUGGGUCCUGUGGCUGCUGCACAGAAUGAGCAGAGGGAGUGUGCGUACACAGAAAAGCCACAUGGAGAGGGGCGUGUCUUUCUUGAGAACUCCACCAUUCGCUGUAAUCAAGGAGGUCACUGCUUUGGACUCUGGGUGAAAAAGAACAAUGAAAUUCUGCUAGAGAAGCAAGGUUGCUGGACAAAUGUAGGUGAAUAUCAGGAGUGCUAUGACCGCUGCGUGGUGACCAGCCCACCGUCAAUGGCCAAGAAUGGAACGCUUCGAUUCUGCUGCUGCAAAAAAGACAUGUGCAACCUGAACUUCACUGAGGACUUCCCAUCUCCUCCCCCCACCACCGUACAGCCUCUACAUUCCCGCCAUCUUUACAGAGAGGAAGCCAUAGUUGCAGCAUUAGCAACUGUGUUCAUGGUUGCUGUCCUUGUCAUUCUGCUUUUUUCCGGCUACCGCAUGCUAAGAGGACGUGGUAAACACUCUCUACAUACCUUGGAUAUUCUGGAGACUGCGCUUUCCCCUCCUUCUCUGGAUUUAGACAACCUAGUGCUGCUGGAGCUGACUGGCCGGGGCCGGUAUGGAACAGUAUAUCGCGGUUCACUGGAGGACCGAUCUGUGGCAGUGAAAGUUUUUGUUUCUGCAAACCGGCAGCAGUUUACUAAUGAGCGUAUGAUUUAUCGCCUCCUCCUGGAUCAUGAGAACGUAGCACGCUUCUUAGAGAGCGAGGAACGUGUCGGUACAGAAGGCCGGACAGAGUUUCUCCUCUUGCUGGAGUUUUACCCGCAUGGCUCUCUGUGCACGUAUCUGUGCGGGCAGACUGUGGACUGGCUGAGCUGCUGUCGUUUGGCUCUGUCUGUCACCAGAGGGUUGGCGUACCUGCACACAGAGAUACAGAGAGGGGAUGUGUAUAAACCGGCCGUGUCCCACCGGGAUCUGAACAGUAGGAAUGUGCUGGUGAAGACAGAUGGCUCGUGUGUGAUCAGUGAUUUUGGACUUUCCAUGAUUCUGACGGGAAAGAGACCGCCUGGGCAUGCAGAAGAGGACAACAGUGCCAUCAGUGAGGUGGGUACAGUGCGAUACAUGGCUCCAGAAGUGUUAGAAGGGGCAGUCAAUCUAAGAGAUUGUGAGUCAGCGCUGAAACAAGUGGAUGUUUAUGCGCUGGGUCUGCUUUACUGGGAGACCUUCAUGCGGUGUGCGGACCUCUUCCCAGGUGAGACAGUUCCAGCUUUUCAGAUGGCGUUUCAGGCAGAGGUGGGUAAUCACCCUACCAUAGAAGACAUGCAGGCACUUGUGUCCCGAGAAAAAGAAAGACCCAAAUUCCCAGAGGCCUGGAAAGAAAAUAGCCUGACAGUGCACUCUCUGAAAGAGACAAUGGAAGACUGCUGGGAUCAGGAUGCUGAAGCCCGACUGACGGCUCAGUGUGCAGAGGAGAGACUUGCUGAACUGCUCCUUAUCUGGGACAGGGAAAAAUCAGUCAGUCCUGCUCUUAACCCCAGUACUGCACUGUUUAACCACAGAAACUUCUCUACUGGAAGGCAGAUGCCUAAGGUGGGUUCUUUCCUUGAACACUCAUCUACAAACACUGAAGACCAGGAGGGCGCUGAUAAACCCCUCCACAAUGACACCUCAAUGGACCCACCCUCGUUGGGAGGGUCUAACCCUGCAGAGAAGAACAGGAACUGCAUCAACUAUGAGUGGCAGCAGGCCCAAUCACAAACGUCUGGGACAGAAAGCUCCUUCCCUACUCCUGUCUCAGAGUCCUGCAAUGCCACACAGCUUCCACCAGUGGGCAACAGUGUCCCUCCCUGUGCUCAGCUGACCCAGGAAGACCUGGAGAUACCAAAACUGGACCCAAGUGAAGUCCAGAGGAACUUGAGAGAGAGCUCUGAAGAGAGCUUGAUGGAGCUUUCGCAGAAGCAGUUCUGCUCUUCAGAAACAUCGACAUCACGUGGCCCGUUCUACCCCCUCAUGAAGAUGGCUUCUGAGGUUUCAGGGUCACAGGGUUCUGGUCGGCUUACUGACACCCCUAUAACCAUCCUACCUAAGCAGCAGAACGUUCCUAAGAGGCCGAGUAGCCUAAGUCUCCAUGCUAAGCCUUCUGGGAAAACACCCGCCUUGUCGUCUUCAUCACUGCGGAUGAAGUUUGGGAAACUCGGAAAGUCGAAUCUGAAGAAAGUCGAGAUGGGUGUGGCUAAAGCCAGAGCGGCACAUGAGGCCAGGCCGAUUACCGUUGCCAACAACGAUGCUGCGGCAGCAGUGAGUAAAUAUGCGAACGGAGCAGCAGCUGAGUCAGCAGGAAGUGCAGCCAAUGCUGCUGAUGUCCGUUGGAAGGGUGCCAUGAGUUCAGAGGACUUGACCUUUGGCCUCUUGAACACUAGCCCUGACGAGCAAGAGCCUCUUCUGAGAAGAGAGGUGCAUCCUGACAAUGCAAACAACAACAACAGCAAUAACAACAAUGGCGAGGAAGAGGGUGAGGGAGACACUGAGGGUGGAGGAGAGGGAGGAGAGAACAGUGAGAAUGUUGGUUCAACAGGAGAUGCUCCAUCAGCUUCUACCGUGGAGCCUGUUGCGCUGCCCGGCCCGUGUCCUGCCCCAACCGUGGUUCCUCCACAGGCACAACCCCUAGCUCAGACACAAGGAGAGGCCCUGCUCAGACAGAACCGUGUGCGCAGACCUGAGAGACCCAACUCACUAGAUCUGUCCAUGACCACACUGCCAUUACUAGAAGGCAAGUCUGCCGGUGACGUGACAGAGGGAUCAGGAGAUAAAAUCAAGAAGCGAGUGAAGACACCUUAUGCUCUGAAGAAGUGGCGUCCUGCCAGCUGGGUUAUCACCACAGAUACACUGGAUGCUGAAGUCAACAACAACAGACUUCAUGGAGGGCCCAGUCAGAACCAGAAUCAGGCCGGUACCAGCAGACCUAAAUCAGCCUCUGCCAUGCAUCUAGGUAGUCGGGGAGGAUCUCGCUUCUCAGAUCCCAAUGACUGUGACUUUUGAACAUAAACCUCACUUUGCUCUUGAAAAAAAUGUCAAAUCAAACAGUCUAAAGUUUGUGGAGACAAGUGUGGACUGGACCAUAUAAAUGUCUUAAAUUUAACCCAAGUUGUAAGCACAGUAAGAGUCUUAGUGGAUUUACAUUGAAAAGAGCUAUGCAGCCAUCUUUUAGUUUAAUGUUUGUAUGUUUCUUUUUAAGUAAGCCACUUUUUGGUUGCACUUUUUUUGCUUGAAGUUAUAAAUCAUAAUUAUUUUGACCGUUUGAAAUGGUCCCUAAUAUUAAUAGUGUAAAUGUGUACUUAAUCAUCACAUUCCCAAGGUCAUGGAAAAUCUGAAAAUGUCAGGGAAUUUUGAUUACUAGACCUGGAAAAAAAAUCUUAAAGUAAUGGAAAUUUCAAUAGUCUAUAUUAAUUGUUAGUUAUGCUCAUCUCUAAAAUAUUUCAUUUCUCUUUGUGAGUGUAACCUCUAUAAAAUUAUAAAAAUCUUGAAAAUUCAUCGGUCAGAAUAUGUGGAAGCCCUGUUAUAAGAUUAUAAGAUUACUCAUUAACACUUUUUGUCAUUUGUAAGGUUGCAAAGCUUUCAUUUUGUCCCAUGCAGACCUGCUGAAUAUGUUUACAUUCUAUAAUGUUUUCCUGCAGCUGUGAGAUUUAUGAGAGAAUAUUACUGAAGUUCCGUGACUGUGUUCACAGCAUCAGAUAUUGUAAGUGCUGUUGUGGGUGCAAAAUAACAGCAGGCUUCACUUUCUGAGGUCUGAAAGAAGCCAACAGACCACAAAAACAGCAAUUCAACACAUUUCACUGUGGUGGCACAAUGUAUCUCAGCAUCAGACACUCAAGACAAUAUUUAGAAAUGGUGUGACUGUACAGAGACCAAGGCGACAUCUGAUAUGAUCAAACGCAGAAGUCACACUUCUCGCUUUCUGGACAAGCUUUACUCAGAGACGCAAGACAAAGCUGCACUCGGUCAACUGACUGUUCUGGAUCCUGUUAAACUGUCUAAUGAUGCUUUGGACCUACUUGUUAUUUACUUAUUUUUCUAUGUGUGAGUGAGUGUGCCUGAGCACACAAGAUCAGUUCUCUGUGUGUUUGUUCCUGUAUCUUUGUGUCUUGUGUCUAGUCGUGUGAAAGGUUUUUGUGCUGCAUGUUUGUAACUAUUCCUAUGGGGAUGUGCAUCUUCGUAUGCACUUACCUGUUCCAAUCAUUUGAUGAACAAGAAGUCAACAAAGGGCAAAGGUUUAAUCAGAUAGAAACCUGAGAAUAGUCUUUUUUCAAAGCACAGCACACAAGAGCAUUUUUUUGCUAUGCACAAAGACAUGAAGCAAGCAGCUCUGGUCUGAAAUCAAACCUUCUUAUGUUACUAAACUGCUCUGGCAAGUCAGUGAUAAUGAAUCAGAUGCUGUUAUUAUAAUCACAUUAAAAGAGUCCCAUAUUAUCCUCACCUGAACUGACUGUCGCAUGUCUUAAAUGCAUCUUAAAGAGCACAAGAAACUUUCAGCUGCGCCCCUAGUGUUUAUGCACACAUAUGUGCGUGUUUGUGCAUGUAUGCGUGGAUGAGUGUUUGUAUGAUGUUAUUCUCCUGUUAACACAAUCGUUGUAAUCGUAGUGUCGUGAUCAAUCAUUUUAUUACCCCUUGCUGAGACAUUUUGAAAAUUGUGAUUUGUAUAAGAAGGUGCAGACUGUAAAAGUGUAUUGUUAUUUGCAGAUUUAAAUUAAAUUAUGCUUUGCAUUUGCAUAGUCUCUGUUUAUUUACAGUGUGAUGAAAAAAUAUUUCACUGUCAUCAAGCACUUGGAAUUGCAAUAUGAUAGUUUUACCACUAGU
Messenger RNA from Sinocyclocheilus anshuiensis, 5548 nucleotides. RefSeq names its product bone morphogenetic protein receptor type-2-like. The record is from RefSeq and is a predicted model, not a curated record. NCBI's taxonomy places the organism in Eukaryota, Metazoa, Chordata, Actinopteri, Cypriniformes, Cyprinidae. Gene Ontology annotation, cellular component: signaling receptor complex; plasma membrane. Gene Ontology annotation, molecular function: ATP binding; transforming growth factor beta receptor activity. Bases 686 to 3733 code for a protein of 1015 amino acids. The transcript is spliced from 13 exons. Gene Ontology annotation, biological process: vasculature development; BMP signaling pathway; cellular response to growth factor stimulus.